This is a messenger RNA of Mauremys reevesii (Reeves's turtle), 1220 nucleotides long. RefSeq names its product mediator complex subunit 10 (gene MED10). The coding region runs from base 239 to 643 and encodes 134 amino acids. The transcript is spliced from 5 exons. Gene Ontology annotation, biological process: positive regulation of transcription by RNA polymerase II. Gene Ontology annotation, molecular function: transcription coregulator activity. The record is from RefSeq and is a predicted model, not a curated record. Gene Ontology annotation, cellular component: mediator complex; chromatin. Lineage: Eukaryota; Metazoa; Chordata; Testudines; Geoemydidae.
ACUGAGCUCGUCCGGCUCCAGCUCCAGGGCCGAGCGUGACCCGCCAGCAGCCCCCGCCCCCGGGGCGCUUUCCCCUGAGGCCGGGCUCGGCCUCCUUCUGUCCCGGGGGCAGCCCAGCCGAGCCCCGCCCCGCCCCGCGUGCCACGGGGCGAGUCCCCGGGCGCGGGAACCCCGCCCCCGCCGCUCUCGCGCGCGCGACCGGAAGUGGCGGCUGACCCGGAAGUGGCGGCGCAGGGCGAUGGCGGAGAAGUUCGACUCGCUGGAGGAGCAGCUGGAGAAGUUCGUGGAGAACAUCCGGCAGCUCGGCAUCAUCGUCAGCGACUUCCAGCCCAGCAGCCAGGCCGGGCUCAACCAGAAGCUGAAUUUUAUGGUUACAGGCUUGCAAGAUAUUGACAAGUGCCGACAGCAACUUCACGAUAUAAGCGUACCUUUAGAGGUUUUUGAAUACAUAGAUCAAGGCCGUAAUCCCCAGCUUUACACUAAAGAGUGUUUGGAAAGGGCUUUGGCUAAAAAUGAACAAGUAAAAGGCAAAAUUGACACAAUGAAGAAAUUUAAAAGCCUAUUGAUUCAAGAGCUGACUAAAGUCUUCCCAGAGGACAUGGCCAAGUACAAAGCUAUUCGAGGAGAAGAACCUCCUCCUUAAGACUGCCUUUGGUGCUGUACUUCCAUGUAACUUUAUCAACCACAACCAAAACCCCCCCUUCAGUACUGUGAAUGGAAGGACAGGUGGCUGAGGAUGGGAAAAAUUGAAUUUUCAAGGAUGGCCUCCCAGCAGUGCUUUAUAUUUUGUACAGCAUUUGAUGCAGAACAAAUCUUUUAUUAAGUGUAUUGCGUUUUCUUUGGGCAAAAUAUAUAAUAAACACUUUGAAGUGAAUUUUGUAGCUAGUUCUUCUAGUAUGUUUUUGUUCCAUACCAUCCCAAUAUAUUUUUCAAGAAAAUAAUAGAGAAAGCUUGUACAAAUUAGCACAAGGCUCAGAAUAAUAGAAAUCAUGUUAGCAUAUUUAAGUCUUUUGAGAAGUCAUAGAUUAAUUAGACUGAAUUAUACCUGAAAAUAACUUGUUACUUGGGAUAAUCUUUGUUUUUAAUAAAAAAAUUUAAAAUGCUCUCAUGGUAGGCAACUUUCUUGAUUACAGUGGUAUGCGUUUUAAGUGGUUCCAACUAGGUUUUGAAACUAAUUUCAUUUUGAGAUUAAUAGGUCAUGUAGUUAUAUGUUCACAGCU